AUGGGGUAUUUUUGUCGUUUAUUAUUUUUAGAUUUGCUUUCUGGACCCGAAUCUGGUCUCCUAGGUCCCACUGACUCUUCUUCUGUCUCCAUUGUCCAUCAAGAACACCAGCAUAUAAACCAAGCUCGUCAAGCAUCUGUUAGGCCUAAUUCGAACCCAAGUCCUAGUCCGGAAGCCAAAAUAAGCAUCUGGCCAUCCGACUGGGAUGGCCUCCCACUCCACGUUGAUCGGGUCACGGCGCGUCUACACGCCCGUCGACGCAAAGAGCAGCGCGAACAACGUCGUCAAUUGACUAGACAAGAGGAGCUUGUAGCUGAGUUGAAGCGGCGCACUGAGCAACUGGCUCUGCUCACUGAAGAGGCCAGGAGACUUGAAGAAGAGUUGAAGCUUUCGCGACAGAUUCAUUUUCAGCAGCACAAAAUACAGCAAAUUUUACCUUUACCGACAUUUCAGCAACAGCAACUUCGUCUGCAAUCGCAUUUACUUCAUUCUGCACUUUCUGGUUUCGAUCCAGAGAACAUGGUAAUUUAG
Molecule: messenger RNA, 531 nt
Organism: Protopolystoma xenopodis
Lineage: Eukaryota; Metazoa; Platyhelminthes; Monogenea; Polystomatidea; Polystomatidae
Source: the annotation of a GenBank genome assembly